CUUGAUCUUGUUCCAGUUUGACGUUUCAUAACCUACAAAAAAAAUCAUUUGAAUUUUCUACCCGCGCAGGCUUGUGUUAUGUGUCCGUAUCGUAUUAAGUAAAAACGUACGUAUGUGAUAGAAGUUGUAAAAAAACUUCGAUUAGUGCCACGCAUGCAGUGAAAUAAGUGAUUUAUCUGUAAAUACCACAGUUUUCACCUAUCGGUGUUUUCGUUUCCAUUUCUAAUCGGUGACAAUGUCGCGCGACAGAUCGUCCCGCCGCUUUUACCGGGCGGAGUCCACACACGACCUGCUCUCGUUUAUGGACCGAGGGCAAGCCGCCUUAGAGGAGAACAGAUGGACGUUCGAGACUGCUUGGGAAGCGGCUAACAAAGUCGGUGGUAUCUACACUGUUAUAAGAUCGAAAGCCUAUGUUUCCACUGAAGAAAUGGGGGAGAACUACUGCCUACUGGGACCAUACAAAGAGCAUUGCGCGAGGACUGAGGUUGAGGAGGCGGACUUCCCCCCGAACUCGCCACUCACCACAGCAGUCAACGCUAUGCGCAGUCAGGGAUAUAAGCUGCACACGGGCACGUGGCUGGUGGAUGGCAACCCUCAGAUCAUCUUGUUCGACAUCGGAUCUGGCGCGUGGCAGCUGGACGGCUACAAGCAGGAGCUGUGGGACACCUGCAGCCUCGGCAUUCCGCAUCUGGAUGUGGAGGCCAAUGAUGCGGUCAUACUCGGCUUUAUGGUUGCACAGUUUGUCACUGAAUUUAGGAAGGCGGCUGAGAACUACAGCGAUAUUCCGCCGCGUGUUGUUGCGCACUUUCACGAGUGGCAGGCUGGCAUUGGGUUAAUAGUGCUCCGAGUACGUCACGUGGACGUGGCCACAGUAUUUACAACACAUGCAACAUUGUUGGGCAGAUAUUUGUGCGCUGGCAACACUGAUUUCUACAAUAACCUUGAUAAAUUCUCAGUGGACGAGGAGGCAGGAAAGAGACAGAUAUACCACAGAUACUGCAUGGAGCGCGCCGCCGCACACAUGGCGCACAUAUUCACCACCGUCUCCGAUAUCACAGGUUACGAGGCGGAACAUCUACUGAAGCGGAAGCCGGACAUCAUCACCCCCAACGGUCUGAACGUGAAGAAGUUCUCCGCACUGCACGAGUUCCAGAACUUGCACGCGAUGUCCAAAGACAAGAUACAUGAGUUUGCAAGAGGACACUUUUACGGGCACUUUAACUUCGACUUGGAUAAGACGCUAUAUUUCUUCAUCGCUGGUCGAUACGAGUACGGCAACAAGGGCGCUGAUAUCUUUAUUGAGGCACUAGCUAGACUCAAUCAUUACCUAAAGUCAUCAGGUUCGGAGACGACAGUGAUAGCUUUCCUGAUCUUCCCCGCGAAGACUAAUAACUUUAAUGUGGAGAGUCUUCGCGGUCAUGCCGUUACCAAAGCUCUGCGGGACACUAUACAAGACAUACAGCAGAAGAUCGGCAGGCGAAUGUAUGACAUAUGCCUCAGGGGUCAUCUACCGGAGGCAUCAGAUCUUCUGCACAAAGAGGACACUGUGCGGAUGAAGCGCUGCAUCUACGCGCUGCAGAGAGAUGGUCUGCCUCCUAUCACCACACAUAACGUUGUUGACGACUGGAGCGACCCCGUACUGAAUGCAAUCCGAAGAUGUCAUCUGUUCAAUACAGUUAAUGAUAAAGUCAAGGUGAUCUUCCAUCCUGAGUUCCUGACUUCCACCAACCCGCUGUUCGGUCUGGAGUACGAGGAGUUUGUCCGGGGCUGUCAUCUCGGUGUCUUCCCCUCAUACUACGAGCCCUGGGGGUACACACCUGCUGAGUGUACAGUCAUGGGUAUUCCUAGCGUCACCACCAACCUGUCUGGUUUCGGAUGCUUCAUGCAGGAGCACAUCGCAGAUCCGAUGUCUUACGGUAUCUAUGUAGUGGAUCGUCGCUACAUCUCGCUAGAGGGCUCUGUGCAACAACUUGCUCAGUACAUGUACGACUUCACCAAAUUGUCUCGUCGUCAACGGAUCAUUCAACGGAACCGCACCGAGCGGCUCUCAGACCUCAUGGAUUGGAGGAACCUUGGAAUUUACUACAGACAGGCGCGUGCGCAGGCUCUCAAGAUAGUGUAUCCAGAUUACGUGGACCAGAUGGAUAUAGAACUUGGCAAGCGAUUCAACUACCCCAGACCCAUCUCUGAGCCACCCAGCCCCACACACUCCAGAGCAACAACACCCGCUGCCUCUGUCCAUGGUUCUGAUGAUGAAGAUGAAGUGGAUGAGGAAAAAGAGCUGGCUGAGUUGAAGAUAAGCGAUAAAUAGAUGUAAGAAAUUAAUAUUACA
Molecule: messenger RNA, 2332 nt
Organism: Papilio machaon (common yellow swallowtail)
Lineage: Eukaryota; Metazoa; Arthropoda; Insecta; Lepidoptera; Papilionidae
Gene: GlyS
Product: glycogen [starch] synthase
Exons: 18
Coding region: 236-2311 (691 amino acids)
Biological process (GO): glycogen biosynthetic process
Cellular component (GO): cytoplasm
Molecular function (GO): alpha-1,4-glucan glucosyltransferase (UDP-glucose donor) activity
Source: RefSeq, a predicted model, not a curated record